Messenger RNA from Nannospalax galili (Upper Galilee mountains blind mole rat), 4270 nucleotides. It is a transcript of the gene Haus6, whose product is annotated as HAUS augmin like complex subunit 6. The transcript has 16 exons. Gene Ontology annotation, cellular component: HAUS complex; mitotic spindle microtubule. Bases 610 to 3153 code for a protein of 847 amino acids. Lineage: Eukaryota; Metazoa; Chordata; Mammalia; Rodentia; Spalacidae. Gene Ontology annotation, molecular function: microtubule binding. Gene Ontology annotation, biological process: spindle assembly. The record is from RefSeq and is a predicted model, not a curated record.
UCAGUGUGAGCUCAUCUAUUGAAGCCUAGUCAACCUACUUAGCGUCACUCCCUUAAAGAAAACCAACGCUCUCUCUUCCAGUGGUCAUCGGUUCCCACAGUUCCUCAGCUAAGGUUGGGGCUUCAUAUCCACUUCUAUGCUGACCUAACAACCAUCCAGUACCAUGUAAACAGGACCCUGAAGCACUAAGAAUGAGGCACUCCCAAGCGACAGCCUCAGAGCAAGUUGUUGGACACGCAAUGCACUGUGGGUCUUGGAGUUUCUGGGGUAGGGCAUGACGGGACGCACGGGCGCACUGCGUGAUGGGAGAUAAAGCCCGCUAGGGAAGGCCAGCCCCAGAAGUAGAGUAGCGCAGGCGCACUUCGCUCUUUUGCAGCGCGGGAAUCUCCGUUUGUGGUGGCUUCACUUGGGCUGUGGCAAUCCAGCUUUCCUUACAGGCUCGGUUUCCUGAGCGCUUUCGGCCUUUUGAGGGCGGUGGCUCCUGGCGAGAAAGCAGGGGGUCAGUCCUGGGCCGCGCGACCGGAGGCCGCCGGUAGGAGCGGCCCGAGGGUUCCCAGGGCCGUCUGGGCCUUCGCUUCCGUCCUUCGUCGUCGCGAGCCUGCUGUGAGGAUGAACUCGGCCCCGGCCACUUUCGAGAGGCAGCAUCUCUGGAUGUACCUGCAGGCGCUGGGCUUGGAUCCCGCCCGGGUCGCUACCUUCGGCGGGAAGCCCGUGGCGCUGGCGCACCUUGGAGUGAACAUGUUUGACAAGCUGAACCGUGAUGCCUUUCAUAUAGUUUCUUAUUUUUUGUUUCAAACACUGGAUGAGUCUCUUGCCAAGGAGGUUUUCAAAGAUUGCUGGCCUCCAUUUGACCAAAAAAGUGACACUGAGUUCCGGAAACAUUGCUGUGAAUGGUUAAAAGAGAUCUCUGCUGAAUGUGGAAGUAAUUUUCCUCAAGUUGUUGGCUCACUGUUUCUUUCUCCUGGUGGUCCUAAGUUUAUUCAUCUGAUGUAUCAUUUUGCAAGAUUUGUUGCAAUCAAAUAUAUUAAAACCAAGACUAAAAAUUCUUCUCCACAUUUUGCAGAAACAUUUAACGUAAAGCCACAAGAUAUGCACAAGUGCAUUACCAGAUGCCAUGUAGCACGUAACAGAUUUUUACGUAUUUUGCAAAGAGAACAUUAUGUUACCCAGAAAUAUCAGGAAAAUGCACAACUGUCAGUUAAGCAACUACGAAAUUUGAGAUCAGAAUGCAUGGGACUACAAAACCAAAUUAAAAAAAUGGAACCCUGUGAUGACCAAAGUAAUACUCAAGAGAAAAUUCAAAAGGUUCGGUCUUUGUGGACUUUAAUAUGCGAAACGCUCAUGGUUUUGGAAAAGGAGAGAGAAGUUGUUAGUUCAGUCCUUAGUCUUGUUGACCAGUAUACUUUAGAUGGAACUGAUGUUGUUCUUAAUGUCCCAAAGCUUUUACUUGACAAAAUUGAGAAGCAAAUAUGUCAGUUGCAGAUAGGAAACGUUUAUGAGGCUGGAAAGUUGAACCUCUUAACAAUUAUUCAGUUGUUAAAUGAAGUUUUGAAAGUAAUGAAAUAUGAACAUUGUAAGGCUGACCAACCAGGAUUGACAAUAGACCUUCGCUACCUUGAAAAAGAAGUCAAACUUCAGAGGGAAAGAUUAUCACAUAUGAAACACAUGAGGCAUAAAAUAAAAGAAAAUGCCACUGCAGUGAGACAUUCUAUUACUGAGAAGCAAAGAGAAUGGGAUGAGAAGUGGAGAGAAUUUCUUGGUCUGUCUCCUUUCAGUCUAAUUAAAGGCUGGACUUCAGCUGUGGAUCUUUUGCCACCCAUGUCUCCCCUUUCGUUUGAUCCUGUGUCAGAGGAAGUAUAUGCAAAGAGUAUUCUUUCUAAGUAUCCUGCUUCACUGCCAGAUACACAUAGAGAACAUAACCAAGAAAACGGCUGCAGAAGUGAAGACCUGUGUGAUCUUGCCCACAGUCCUUAUUUGGUUGCCAGAGUCGUUGUAUCUGAUUCACCACAGCUCUCUGAAGGAAAAGAAGUAAAAUUGAAGGAGCUAAUUGACACUCUAGUUUCUAAUCCUUUUUUAACCAGGAAACAAAUUCCCCGAACUCCAGAAAACUUGAUAACUGAAAUUCGGAGCUCCUGGAGGAGAGCUGUGGAAGCUGAAGCUGACAGAAGUACAGACCCAAUUCAAGUAGCUGCCGAACCCAGUGUGGACAUGUCAGAGCCUUCACUUGUACUGCCUGACCAGAGGGAGCUGAGCAUGGCUCUUUUUUUCUCAGAUUUUGAUAAGUCUUAUCUGCCUGAAGAGAAAGUUAUUUCAGAUCACCUCAGUGGUAUGCCUCAGAAAAAUUUGGUGACAAGUCACAUAGGUGAAUCCCCAACAGAAGAUGAGUCAGAUUUGUUAAAUAAGAAGGUAAUGUGUAAGCAAGAUUCAGAAUGUACAGCCACCAAGCUUUUAGAAACUAGACAAGUAGAGACAUUCUCUCCUGCUGUGGGCCGUAGAAUAGAUGUGACAGGUUCAAGUGAAGAGUGUAUUGGUGAACCUUCCGUACGGAAAACCCUCUUAAGGGACUCUUUUCAGUUUUCCGAUGGCAUUGGGUCUAACAGUCUUAGUGAUGAGGAUUUUGGCAUAUUACAUGAAAUUCUUCCAGAAGAAGUUGGUGACCUAAGUCUCAAUAGCUCUAGGGGUUCAGAGACCAAUUUUAAACUGGAACCAAAUAGUUUUGUGCACAGUGACAUUUUUCCAGAUGAUGUUGGAAAAAGGCAAACUACUCCAGAAUCAGACUUCAAUUUACAGGCAAUUCAAGGUCGUUACGAGGCUCUGAAGAAAUCUCUUUCUAAAAUAAAGAAAGAAUCGUAUGUGUCUAAUCCUGAGACACUUGAACAACACAAAGUAGAAUUGAGCCCUAUGGCCAAGAACAUGCAAGCAUAUGAUACACAUUUUUCAGACAUUUGUGAUUCGCUUAUUGAUAAUACAAAGCCAUUUUCACACAUGUCUCUUGCUAAAAGACAACGGUCUUUAUCACCACUAAUUAAAUUUUCUUUGGUGGAGCAAAAAUUGAGAACCAUGGUGCCACAUAGUCUCGGAGAACUUCUACCAGACCUAAAAGAAGAAGAAAUCUCAAAUAAGAGCCUUGGAGCAAAAGAAUCUUUGACUUGACAAGAUGAAGCAGUAUCCGGUUAAUUUAUUGAAGCCUUGUUACAUGAUUGAAGCCAAUUUCAUAACUUAAAUAAACAUUGGAAGCAAAAUACUCUUUUUCCAAGAUCUAAAAAGAGCUAAUGCCUUUUAGCCUCUUGUAACAUGUUUUUUUCUUGGUAGAUCUAUGAGGUUAAAAUGUGAAGUAUUUGGAAACAGCAAAUGUCAAGUUUGGGGAAGCCAUUUUGAUUCCUUGAGUAAUCUUGUAAGCGUUAAAUAAGUUGUAGCUGUUAGGGUAUUGUUCCAGUUAUUAACAUAAGGAUGAGUGGCCUUUGAUGUACUUUUGAGUGUGUAAUUUAAUAACCUCAUCUUCCAUUUCAGAGCAAUAAACCAUUUUUAAAAAAUUAUUUAAUAACCACAUACUUAGAAGAAGCAUUUCAUUACAGCAGCAUUGACAUAUUCAAUAACAAUUUCCUGAGCUAAGAUGCAUCUCUUUCAAAAUUGACUGUAAAUUUUUAGAUUUACAGACAAUGAACCAUUUUUAUUGGCUCUUUAUGUAACAUUCUGGUACAUAUCAGCGAAGUAGUGCAUUAGGAUGUUUAGUGAAGACAACAGACUUUAAAGUUUGAAAAGCUGGAAACAGGCUUGAUUUUCCAAGUAUAUUGAUGCUGCAAAAGAUGUUUGAUGGAAUAAAAUGUGGUAAGUGAAGAUGAGACAGAAUGAACUUAGAGGAAAGGAAAAAGGUAGUUGACUAGACAUUUAAAAAAACUGUCAAGCUAUAAACCCAUUCAGUGGGUUGUAGGACAGAUUUAUAUUUAGUCUAACUUAGACUGAUGCUUUAAUCCUAGUUUAUAUUUAACAAAAAUAUAAAUUGAAAAACUCACUAGUCUGUCUUUUGUUGGUUGGGAGUCUGGUGGGGUAGGGUGCUGUUUUGGGGAAAGCAACUAGUUUUUUUUUUUUUUUUUUUUCGUUUUUGUCUUUUUGAGACAGGGUCUCCCUGUAGUCCCAGCUGACCUGAACUCACUAUGUAGACCAGGCUGGCCUUGUACUCACAGAGAUCCGCCUGCCUCUGCCUCCCAAGUGCUGGGACUAAAGGCGUGCUCUACCACGCCUGGUAAAAGCAACUAGUUUUAUGUUACUC